AUGCAUACGAAUAACAUGAGUAAGAUGGAUUCAAGUAGCUAUACUAAAAUUUCUGAGAAGGUUGAUUUCUACAACACGAAAAUCAAAGAGGGAGAAGAAGAUGAGGAUGGAGAAAGUGCAAAAAAGAAUACAGCAUUGUGUAAUAAACGACAGUACUACAGAAUAGCAAAGACGGUAGUUAUCGUUUUGACCUGGAUCGUAAAUGGGAUGCUACAAGGGAUACGUUGGCCCACAAUGCCCGAUCUUCGUUCUCGCCUCGGAGUGAACUACGAAGAGCUCUCCAGAGCUCUGAUAGGACGUGAAGUAGGCUGGGCAAUGGGAUCCCUCAUUGCUGGCAUCACAUAUGACAAAUUCCAGAGCACUUGGGACUUGCAGCUUGCUGUGGGUUUCUUUAUUGAGGCGCUAGCUGUUGGCAUUAAACCAUGGUGCAAUGGGUUGGUUCUACUUGGUCUGUCCUACUGGGUCGAGGGUGUGUCACAUGGCCUUUAUGGACUAGUUGGGAAUGCAAUGAUGAUCGCCUUAUGGGGAAAACAUACCCCUUCACCAAUGCAUUCGAUGCACUUUGGUUGGAGAGUCGGGACGUUUGUUGCCCCCUUGCUCGCCUACCCCUUCCUGUCUGGACGUAUCGAGGUCCCCAUGUUGAUAAACUCCACGGCGAAUCUUGGCACAAUUAACUCAACAUAUACAAUGCCUACAAAUGGCACCGGAUCUAUCUUGACAGAAUCUGAGAUUAUCUACCCAUAUUUGAUAACCACUGCUUUUGGAAUACUCGCAUCGCUGGCAUAUCUUUGCUUCUAUUUAGCGCCCCGUCCUGAUGGGAUUAAAUACACUAACACAGCUAAAAGUCAGGAAAUGAAGAAAUUUUUGUCGCCUGCCUCUUGUGCUGGCGGUAACAUGAGCUUUGGUGUGUUAAUGAUGGUUUUUCUGACAUGGUAUUACUUCUAUUGUGACGCAUUAGGUGCUAUUUUUGUGAAUUUCCAUACAGCUGUAGCGACAGAAAGCCUCAACAUGACUGAGCAGGAAGCUGCUCUGGUGAACAGCGCUUCAAUCGGAACAGGCAUAGGGGCCAACUUUUUAAUUAUCAUAUUAGCAAAAUUUAUUCCGAUGCCUUUGUUAAUCUUUACAGAGCUUCAUGGUAUUUUAGUAGUGAGCAUCAUAGCAGUUUUUCUCCUCUUAAAAGAUGUCACCGGAUUCUGGAUCCUGAGUUGCACAUUCCGCGUGUUCAUCACGGCAUUAUGGGCAGGUGGCAUGGCCUGGUCAGAGAAGUAUAUCGAAAUUACCGGCGCUGCUAUCAUGCUUUGGGAUAUAGGAGCAGGGAUCGGAGGCGUCGUAUUCACUUACCUCGGGGGCUAUCUGUUGACUUCUCACGGAGCUAUGGGUAUUAUAUGGAUGGACCUGUCAGGUGCCAUUUUUAUGUGUCUUCUCUUUUACGUCACGCAGUUCACCAUGUCUCGCCAUGGACACAAAAAUAGGAAAAACUAGCACAUAAAGCAGUGUUUUUGUGGCAUUGGUGAAAUGGACAUUAGAUAACGU
Owenia fusiformis is the source of this 1533-nucleotide messenger RNA. NCBI's taxonomy places the organism in Eukaryota, Metazoa, Annelida, Polychaeta, Sabellida, Oweniidae. The record is from the annotation of a GenBank genome assembly.